AUGUCGAUACCAGGACUAGGCGAAAUACCAACAGCUGUUUCAGCUUCUUCAGCUGCAACAUUGACAACCACAGAAAACCUCGAUCCAUUUUGGGAAUAUCGCUUCGAAGUCCCCCAUGGCUCGACUUUAGAAAUCAAGCUCACCUCAGGCACUGCUGAGAAAGAUGGCACCGAGCUUGCUCCAAACACUCUUUACACAUUUACCGCCACCAAAUCGAAGAUAAAUACUUGGCACGGAUGCACUCUCGAGAUAACCUCUCCUACCGGCAUAUACGAUGCUUACAUAUCGGAACCUACCGCCGACGAGACCCCCAUGGUCAGCUAUUUAAAUCUUCACUUUAAGCUCGAAGCAUUCCGCGCCACCGCCCAGAAAUUAGACCAGAUGGGACCGCGAGUGUUGGUGGUAGGACCGCCUGAUUCCGGAAAGACUAGCUUGGUUAGGAUGCUCACCGGAUGGGCCACGCGCAUGGGACGACAGCCUCUCGUGGUAAAUACAGAUUGUCGUGAGGGCAUGCUAGCUCUACCUGGAUCGCUCAGUGCAGCUGUAUUCGCCACGAUCAUCGACAUCACAACCGAUUGGGGCAGUAUACCGAGUAGCGGGCCAAGUGCCAUACCAGUAAAGCUGCCCCUCGUGUACAACUAUGGCCUGGGACAACCCGAAGAUAAUAUACGGCUCUACAAGCAGACGUUGAGUAGGCUUGCGGUCGCAGUAACUUCGCGACUUUCGGAGGAUCCUAACGUAAAGACGUCGGGGCUAUUGAUCGAUACAGGAGGUGUCAGCACUUCGAAGGGUGGUUACGACCAUCUGGCACAUAUAGUUGCUGAAUUUUCGAUCAAUAUCGUACUCGUGAUCGGUUCAGAGCGUAUGAGUAGCGAUAUGCAGAAGAGACUGGCGGGACAAAAAACUAGUCUUGAUGAACCAAUAACUGUCGUUAGUUUGGACAAGUCCGGUGGCGUCGUGGAAAGGGAUGCAGGAUUCCUUCAACAAGUUCGCGAGGCUGCUAUCAAGGAAUACUUCUUUGGAGGUGCGAGCACAACGUUAAGCCCUUUCACGCAGCAAGUUGACUUUGCAGCACUAUCGAUUUGGAGGGUUACUGAAUCUUCGACUCCAACGGCAGCCGAGGAUGAAAUUUAUUCUGCAGACACGAUGCUCGAGAGGAUUGAUCCGUCUCUCAUGAUGCAGAACUGCAUUUUAGCUGUUAUGUACGCAUCAAUCCAUGAUUCAGCUGAUACAAUACGUAACUCGAACGUCAUGGGCUACGUGUAUGUCGCCGACGUCGAUGAGAAGCGGCGAAAGCUAAAAGUUCUCGCCCCUGUCAGCGCUCGCUUGGGCGAUAGACCGCUGGUUUGGGGAAGCUGGCCGGAGCCAAUGGUCAGCUUGCUAGGUUAAACCAUGAGCUAUGGUUUAUACUACAAGACACCUGUACAGCAACUUCAAUAUACCUCU
Messenger RNA from Hypoxylon fragiforme, 1446 nucleotides. Its product is annotated as Clp1-domain-containing protein. Gene Ontology annotation, molecular function: polynucleotide 5'-hydroxyl-kinase activity. The record is from RefSeq and is a predicted model, not a curated record. The coding region runs from base 1 to 1389 and encodes 462 amino acids. The transcript has 3 exons. Gene Ontology annotation, cellular component: nucleus; mRNA cleavage factor complex. Gene Ontology annotation, biological process: tRNA splicing, via endonucleolytic cleavage and ligation. NCBI's taxonomy places the organism in Eukaryota, Fungi, Ascomycota, Sordariomycetes, Xylariales, Hypoxylaceae.